CAAGAAUUUACUUACAGGCCAGAACAAGUCACUUUAUAAGGUUACAAUUAUCUUACAGCACCUAAAGAACAGGUAUAGUUUCAAGCAGGAACAUGCAAAUAUAAGAUACUUGCUAUUGGUGCUCAUACAUUCCCACGCCCAGUAUGUUUAAGAAGGAGUCUUCCACCAGUGGAACAUUGUGAAGGUUAUCUAUCUACCUGUGCUGAGGACCACAACAGCUUCUUCUACCUAACCAGACCAACAAUGCCGAUUUUUGUGGUGCACACAAACGUAUGCAGGGAUAACGUCCCUGUAGAACUUCUAUCUGAAGCUACAGCGAAAUUGGCCGAAGCUAUGGAAUUACCGGUUAAGUACUUUGCAAUAAAUAUAGUGGCGGACCAGUUGAUGACUUUUGGGGGAACGACUGCCCCGUGUGCUCACUGCUCCCUCAACAGUAUUGGAUCUUUCAGUGAGGAAAAGAACCUGCAGUAUUCCAAACUAUUGUGUGGACUGCUCAAAAAACACCUGGGUAUCUCCCCUGACAGGAUGUAUGUGGACUUCUUUGACAUGGAGCCACAAAAUGUGGCCUGGGACAACAAAACUUUCAAAGUUUUAAUCGACGCCAAGAAUGCUAAAACAUUAAAUGAGAAGUGAAUGCAUGCCCAGUCAAGUGACCUUUGAUGUAACAAUAAAUUGAACGCUGUUUAUUGUUA
Coregonus clupeaformis (lake whitefish) is the source of this 692-nucleotide messenger RNA. Its product is annotated as macrophage migration inhibitory factor-like. The transcript is spliced from 3 exons. Gene Ontology annotation, molecular function: cytokine activity; phenylpyruvate tautomerase activity. NCBI's taxonomy places the organism in Eukaryota, Metazoa, Chordata, Actinopteri, Salmoniformes, Salmonidae. Bases 244 to 633 code for a protein of 129 amino acids. The record is from RefSeq and is a predicted model, not a curated record.